AUGGAGAAAUUAUUUACUAUUGAAGAUUAUGAACUAUGGAAUAUCAUUCUAGAUGGACCAAACAUUUCCAUAAAGCUUGAUUCCAAAGGAAGGGAAGUUCCCAAGGAAAGAAGUGAGUUUAAUGAUAUCGAUCGGAAUCUCAUGGAGAAAAAUUCCAGAGCCAAAAAGGACACCCUGCAAAUUGUACAUAAAGGCACAUCACAAAUGAAGCAAUCCAGGAUUGAUAUGCUAUUGAGAAACUAUGAACUGUUCAUCAUGAAAUAUUCGAAACCAAUCCAGGAUAUGGUCACCAGGUUCACAGUCAUCACAAACGAGUUGAGAUCACUUGGGAAGUCCUUCAUAUCAGGAAUUGGUAAGAAACAUCCUGAGAAUACUUCCUAUCAGAAAGCAAAGUUACUGCAAUCCAAGGAGAAAAAGAAUUAA
Messenger RNA from Nicotiana tabacum (common tobacco), 423 nucleotides. RefSeq lists its product as uncharacterized. The record is from RefSeq and is a predicted model, not a curated record. Lineage: Eukaryota; Viridiplantae; Streptophyta; Magnoliopsida; Solanales; Solanaceae.